AAAGUUCAUUGCACUGUAAAGAUAAAGUCACGAUAAAUAUCCGUCACACUGGAAUAGAACUCUGCUUGUUGCUAAAAGAGUGAAAUGAAAUGAACAAUAUCACUUUCAUUAGGGGUUCUCAACUUCAUUUGAAUAUUUCUUGGUGACGCCACAGACAAAUAAACAUCUUUUGAUGAAAAUGGUACUUAAUUCUUAUGUGUAUGUAGAGGUUAUUUCUUAUCUUCGGAGUGUUUAAAGAAUAAAUGUUUAAGAAUAAACAUUUAUCUGCUGUUCAAUAGUUUUUAUUUUUAUAUCUUGUUUUUGGGAAAAAACUUGGUAAAUAUGUGAGUAUUCAAAGUAGCAUCCAUUACUAAAGCAGGGAAGAAAAAGUAAGAAAUAAUAUACAGUAAAUUGCGUAAAUAAUAAAAAUUUAAGACGAGAGCACAAUGCAGAAUAAUGAUGAAAAGUUAUCCGAAGUUUUGGAGUUAUUCUUGUCACCUAAUUACAACAUUGUAUCCACAACUUAUCUUGAACUUAUGUUGUCACACAUUUCAGAGAAUAUAAAAGAGUGUAACACAAAUGAUUAUGAGCACUGUGAAUUAUUCCAAAAGUGGGUAUUAAAGGCAUUGAAUGUUUGGAGUAUUGAAGAUUCACCUUCACAGCCUGUAAUUGUAUUUACUUUGAAACUUGUGGGUAUAAUUUCACGUGUUGAAUUACGUUUUCAUUACUGGCAAUUUCAAGAUGUAUAUAAAAGACUAUGCGAUACUUUUAAACUACGUGGGGAUAAUAUACCAGUGUCUGUUAAAAUGGCUUAUACUACAAUGUUAUCCGAUCUGAUUACACACAGAAGUGGAAGACAGUGGAUUAUAGAUGCUGGUAUUUGGAAGGACAUUGUAAAGUAUGCCCAUUGGAAUCAUACUUUGUACGUUACACGUGCAAGUCAAAAGUUUAUAUGGCUUCUGUUGUCACAUGAACAACAAAAUGUAAAUUUUUGUAAAGAGGUUAUUGCAGAAGUGGCUUCACCAUUAAUAACCACUACUAUUGAGUCACAAAUAUAUUAUGCAUUAAAGGAUAAUUGUUUAGAUCAGAAUAAACUAUUAUGUACUACAUUGGAUUUAUUGAAUAAUAUUAUAGAAAAUACAUUGUUUGUAGAUAUCGAUAAUAUAAUACCUGAAUUAUGCGAAGAAGUUAUUGACUUAGAAAUGAGGGCAAAGGCUCUUUUUGAGGCAUGUAUUAGUACAAAUCUUGUACCAUACAUUGAAAAGUUGUUACUGCAAUGUUUAUUCAUUCCAAUAAAACGUGCGAUUAAAGAAGAGAACGAAUCCAUUACUCAAGAAGUAACACAUAAAUUCUGUUGUGAUUUAACUUAUAUACUGUUAAUGCUUUUGUCAAAAUCAUAUUUGACAGAAGUAAUACAAAUGAAUAAACUUUUAAUGAUAUACUGGAAAAAACUUCAGUCGUUACGAACAUUUAAUCUUUUCCAUGAACAUAAGUUUGAACAUCAAGUGAUAUCUCUAAUGGUUUUACCUUUGUGUGUAUUGAUUAAACACACAUACAAGGAUACUGAUUUUUUCAGUAUGUUUGUUACUAAAAUAUGUGAUCUUACAUCUACGGCUAUACAUAGACUAGCGUAUAAUGUACGAGAUACUAUUAUCAAGAAUGAUUUACCUGCAGUUCAGAUUGCCAAGACAUCUAUUGAUAUGGUUUUAGAAAUAGUAGAUAUUAUGGAUAGGGAUGUUGCAGUUAUUACAUUUCAAAUACUGUCUCAUGUACUAAAAAAUUAUGUACCAGAUACAUGCAGUGAAGAUUCAGAUAACACAGGGAUGAGUAAUUGGACAAACAUGGAUAAUGGACCAAAGAAAAAUGCGGCGUUUGAAUCGCCACUAGAAGGAGAUCCGAUAGUUGAUCAUCCUAUAUUACUGGCAUCGCUUUUGAACGCUUUAGCAGUUAUGACAGAGAAAUUUAAAUUAAAAUGGCAAGAAUGUGUAGAAACCAUAUGCUUGUUAUCUAUAGCACAAGGAAUUUUAAAUCAUCCAGCAACGUUGCCUAUGAUCUGUGUGAAAGCUUUAAAAGUAUGCAAAUUAGCAAUUCAAAAUUUUAUGCCAUCUAAUUUAGUGUUACUGAUUGAAACGGACAGCCACAUGAAUGAAAUAGGGCCGACGUUAUUCAAAAGAUUGCACGACGUAAAUUGGGAAGUUAGGGAUAGUGUACUGGAAGUUUUGAACACUAUUGCAAUCAUUUCAGAAGACAAAUAUCCAGCGUUUCAAGAAUUUUUAUUAGCAAAUCAGUUUCUCCAAGUGGCAAUUGAAAUUAUUAAGACAGAUUCUGAAAGUUAUGUUCGCGCUUCUGCUUUAACGUUUAUUUCAAGUACUAUUCGAAUUAACAAAUUAUGGGAUGAAAAAUUAUCAGAGUUUAAUUUACCCGAUAUGGCAAUGAAAUUAUUAAGUGACGAUAGUGAGGCUAUAGUUAGAAAGGAAGCCGUAAUUUUAAUGAAGGAAUUAUAUGUACAUCAUAACUGGCAGAAAAACGUUAUUGAUUUAAUGUCACGAGCAAUGUCAACAGCUGCUGUUAUUGAUCUCCAUUGGGAAGUGAAGAUAAAUGCUCUUGAUUUCUGGAUAGAGUUUAUAAAAUCACAUUUAUCUGAUCAAGGAGUACUCGAUGGUCAGUUUCCGAACGUAACGUUUUCCAAAGAACAUAGGAAGAUCGUUUCCUUAAAUGAAAUCGAAAUAAAACGAAGGCUUAACAAAGCAUUGGAUGAAUUAGCAAGGCAAAAUUGCUUAGGAGUACUUUUGAUAACUCUUGAGGACGAAAGCGAUUUUGAAGUGUGUAAAAGGUCAGCAACAAUAAUAAAUAAGCUAAAGGAUUUCCUUUUGAAGUACAAACUCAAUGAACCUUUACCAGAAUCGCCUCUGCCCCAAAACAUUGCUACAAUAGAUAAUUCUUAUGUUAAAUAUGAACCACCCGAUAAUGUUACGAAUUCCAUUUCUAAACAGAUGAAUAGUAAUUCUACUAGUGUAAUAGAAGAAAUUGUGGAUGCUAAUGAUACAAAUUUACUUGCUUCUAUUUGCAAAAAAUCAAUGAAAAUGGACGAAGAAACGGAAAAAAUGGAUGAAAAAACAUUCCGAUCUAUUUCUUGUGUUACUAGACAAGUUUUCCUUCAAAGAAUAUUUAACUCAGAUAUUGAUGCUUACAUCGAAGAUAGGAACCGAUGGUUGGCUACAUACACGACUAGUUUUGAAUCUAUAAUAGAUGAUAUAUUAACUGUGUAUAAAAAAGGAGACGUGAAUUCAAUGGACUGCUAUUAAUUAUAAAUAAAAUGUCUCGAUUUUA
This is a messenger RNA of Osmia lignaria (orchard mason bee), 3309 nucleotides long. RefSeq names its product integrator complex assembly factor Brat1. Gene Ontology annotation, cellular component: nucleus. The record is from RefSeq and is a predicted model, not a curated record. Lineage: Eukaryota; Metazoa; Arthropoda; Insecta; Hymenoptera; Megachilidae. Gene Ontology annotation, biological process: DNA damage response; positive regulation of protein phosphorylation; cell population proliferation.